Molecule: messenger RNA, 954 nt
Organism: Ciona intestinalis (vase tunicate)
Lineage: Eukaryota; Metazoa; Chordata; Ascidiacea; Phlebobranchia; Cionidae
Product: BLOC-1-related complex subunit 6-like
Biological process (GO): lysosome localization
Cellular component (GO): BORC complex
Source: RefSeq, a predicted model, not a curated record
GGGGUCGAAAACAUUAUUCAGAAAAAUGUCCGAAAGUACAAAUUCAACACCAGAGAAAGUCGUCUCCCAACCAGAACCGGAAGAAAUAAAAACUAGUAAUGAAUCUAUAGUUGAAAAAUCGAAUGAGGAGCCUUCAAAUGACGUUUUAACCGAACAGGAUUUAAUCGUCAAUUCGCUUUCACGGGCUGGAGUGGUUACAGUAAAAGGGGGCCAAGUAUCGUUCGUUUCUAACGAUCUUCUAGGCCAAAUAAAUUCAGCAGCUUCUUCCCAACCAAGCGAAACAGCAAGCAGUUUAAUGGAACUAUCACCUAGCAGCAGUACGAGCGAUAGGAUGUUUAAACGUAAAAGCAACAUGCCGGUUGUGGAUGGAAAUGUGAUUGACGACUUGGAAAAGGAUUGUGAAAAACUAUCACAGAGUGUUGAUCUUGUUAUUCAGCAAAUGGCCAGUAAACUUGACAAGAUUAGUGCUCUAUCUGUGGGAAACAUACAAACUUGUUCGGAUACUGUCAAUCAAAUGGGAUUGACAGUUGAUCAAUCAGUAAGGACAAUGUACUCACUUAUUGCACAUGCUGAAGAGUUAGAUGAUGCCAUGGAACCAGCAUACUUAAUUGCUGCUAAAAUCCACAAGAUAAAGGAUGUUUUGUCAGCUUUGGAAUCACAAGUUCAUUGACAUUUUGUGAUAAAACUGUUCCCAAAUGUCAUGGAUAAUUUUGCCAAGGAUAAUUUUGCCAAGGAUAAUUUUGCCAAGGAUAAGUCGCAGUUGAAAUCCCAACAUGCAAAAAUAGGCAAAGCACAAACAUACAUGCCACGCCUGGAACUUAUAGCAAACAGUUUAUUAAUGCCUGAGCAUGUAACCACUGUUUGAAACUGUUCUUUCGUGAUGUUUUGUGUAUAUUGUAUUGUAUGUUACUAUGCUAUUCCGGUGUCUCUUCAAUAGUUUUAAAGUUCAUUACU